Molecule: messenger RNA, 461 nt
Organism: Closterium sp. Naga37s-1
Lineage: Eukaryota; Viridiplantae; Streptophyta; Zygnematophyceae; Desmidiales; Closteriaceae
Source: the annotation of a GenBank genome assembly
GAGCAGCAGCGGGGGCUCUUGCAACCAUUCUGACCCACCCACCUGAUGUGGUGCGAACCCAUCUGCAGCUGGCCUCUCUGCGUGCGACACCUGGCAAGCCGCUGACCAUGCUCGGUGCCACGUCAGCCAUCUACAAGGUAGAUGUCGCAAGGUCUUCCUGGUUUCUUCCGAGGGGUGGUGCCGCGUGUGCUGAAGCGAUCAAUGCAGCAGGCACUCACUCGCCUUCCCAUCCUUCCCCUCUUACUGCCCCUUUUCCCCCUUCCGUUUUCUCCUUCCCUUCCGUCUCCCCCAGUCGCAGGGUCUUCCUGGUUUUCUUCCGAGGGGUGGUGCCGCGUGUGCUGAAGCGAUCAAUGCAGCAAGCACUCACAUGGACUCUCUUUGAGCGCCUCUCCUCCGUUCUCUCUGGAAGGACGCUUUGGGACCGGAAAGAUGCUGGGCCGGCGAGGAGAACAGGCGUAUGA